This is a messenger RNA of Cyanidioschyzon merolae strain 10D, 3048 nucleotides long. RefSeq lists its product as hypothetical. Gene Ontology annotation, molecular function: ubiquitin-like ligase-substrate adaptor activity; ubiquitin protein ligase binding. Lineage: Eukaryota; Rhodophyta; Bangiophyceae; Cyanidiales; Cyanidiaceae. The coding region runs from base 1 to 3048 and encodes 1015 amino acids. The transcript has a single exon. Gene Ontology annotation, biological process: protein ubiquitination; positive regulation of proteasomal ubiquitin-dependent protein catabolic process. Gene Ontology annotation, cellular component: nucleus; cullin-RING ubiquitin ligase complex. The record is from RefSeq and is a predicted model, not a curated record.
AUGAAUACUACAAAAGAGUCUGCAGCAGGGCGCCGGCAGAGCUGGAACUUGCACCACUCACGGCGAAAAAGGUCCAGCACUGCAAGUCUCCUUGAGAGCCGCGAGUACACCGACACGAACCACUUUUCGAAGCAAACCGCUUGGACAGCCGAACAACUUCACCGGAAAGGUUUUCGUCGCCACAGUUAUGAUGUACCGACACCGCCGUGCAUUUUCCGGCGGUUCACCCCGAACGGACGAUUUCUCCUUGCUCUUGACCGAAACGGAACGGAUCUGCUUGUCUUCCCUUACGUACACUGGUCCAGUUCUGUGCCGUUUUCUACGCAAUUGAAGGGCGCUGACUGUUGCAGUGCGGAAGACCCGGCCAACAAGGUAAACCUGUCCGAGUCAGGCGGUUCGGCCUCGUUUUCCGACUUUUUUCGUGAGCCUCUACGGAUAAGUGUAGUGAAUGCCUAUACGACUGGCUUCCUUGCGUAUAAUAGGGCACGCGCUUUUGGUAUGGAUACACCACUGGAGGCAGAAUGGGACCCUACUGGUGUCUACCUUCGGGACUUGCUUCUGUGUACACCCUGUGGUCGAUUUGUUCUCCUGGGAGCGUGGCGAGCUCCGUCAACACCCGCACUGACGCACCGAGGCGAGAGCCUUCGUACUGGAUCACAAAUAACUGCCGCUGUAUCGGAAAAUUCCCACUCGAAUCGUGAGCGGUCAUCUACAGACAGCCAUAUGGAAAGCGCAACAACCGGAAGCGGGCAAAGAGGCAGCUUUCGGCGACUCGCAGCGCGCCACGUUGCCGAUUCGAGUUCGCCUGCUUCUUUAGCAGGAUGCCCUGUAGUACCCUCUGUCUACCUUUUUCUGGUCGACAUGGAAUUACAGCGAGUUGUAGAUGUCUUCAUGUUGCGUAAUGACCUUGUAUUACUCGACGGAAACUCCGGUGUCCAGCUAUUUGAUGCGGACCUCGUGGCAGUGACCUCCAUGGCGCAUCAGGCAGUGCAUCUGUUACGUAUCCGGCAAGGAAUCGGUGGUCUGAAUCAACAGUGUGGAUGCUUCCAGUACUUGACGAGCUUCGGACCGCACUGUUUCUCCGAUGACGCGUUACUCAUUGCCAAACAAUAUCGCCGGGAGCGCGAUUUUCGCCGACAAGGUCGACGCGUCUUUGCACUGCAGUUACGUGAUCUUUUACAGACGGAGAACUCCAGUGCAGAAAGCGAGCCGCUAGAUGACGUUCCAGUUCAGCCGUCCGAGGCCAACAAUGACGCCUCAGCAGCCGGGGCAUGCAUUUUGCCGUCGCACCCGCAGGAAACAUCGGUGUUGCCUGUCGGCAUGCAGAAGGAGCCUGUCGGCGGCAUCGUGGAGUCUGGGAUACCCCAGAGACGGUGCCGUCGACAGCGCCCCCAGAGCGAUGACAAUUCGGAACGCGAGGCUUCCCCCUUUGUGAUGCCAUGUACGAGUGCGGCCGCUGUAGCUGGUACUGCUAUGGCUGCAGCGGCGUGUCGUAUGGCGUAUCGCCCGCAAGAAAAGGAAUGUUUCAUCACGGGUUUGAAGCAGCGUCUGCUAACCUUUCUGUAUCGGAGCUACACACAGGGAAAGCCAUGCUCAUAUUAUGAGCGGUUUGCGGCAUCGUUCGAGAGCCUGCAGUCCUUCGUUAUUCAGCGCGCUGCGCUGAUCAGCAAAAAGCAUUUCCUGGUACGCAUGGUUCCCGCGCGACUCGCCCUGAAACACUUUCUCGGCCGGACGGCUUGCUCUCUCUUUCAUCAGCCAUGGUACGUUUCGGGCGUUGCGGUUACGGGACUGGUCGAUUCUGACUUGGCGCUACUGCACGCAGCAGAAGCGCACAGCACUGCAGAUUCUGAGCAGAUACCGGCGAGCGCGGAACCAGGAUCGUACAGGCAGCAACUUCAGCAUCUAUUACACGCCCCCUGUCCUGUACUCGCCGACAACAUUGUUGCCUCAAAACGCCGACAGGAUGCUUUGAGUGCUCUGGUGGCUCAAUUGCGCACCACGUUUUACGUGAUCUACGACUAUUUGAGCACACAAAUUGAGGCAGUGUUCUCGCCCGGCUCGGUGGAAUUCCUCGCACUCGCACGUCACCAUCCGGAAUGGUUCGGGUUGCGCUCCGGCGUGCCGCUGUAUCGCAUAGAGAGCGCCGUGGAACGACUCGAGGAAUUGAAACUAGUCUGUGGAGCGGUCUACUGUCCAGUGUGCCACCGGGAGCACCGCUGCGGUAGCGUUGCUGCGCGGAACACGCCACGCAACAUGGCUCAUGGAACAGACGAACGUGCUGCUCUUGUCAAGGCAGAAAUUGCCCUAUUAUCGGCGGGCGCUCCGCUUGAUACAUCACAGAGGCACGAGCGCUGGUCGAUGGCUGUGAAACCGGAGGCAGGUGCUGGUGAAACUUCUUCGACGGGUAAGCGUGCCGACACUAGAGCGGUUACCGGGAACUGCACAACUUUAGGACAAGAUUUAACGGAGCGCGGACCUGUCAUGGAUGUCGCUCACCUGUACAGGGAGCCUUUGCUAACGAUGUUCUUGCUGCUGCCGUUGCCGUGCCAACCGGCUAUCUUUUCGCCCUGGUUGAACCGACGGUUCUUCUCCUACGAUGAAUCAAAGUUGUGGAGUAGAGACCUAUUCCAUCCAGCCGUAUGCGACGAGUAUCCCAUGGUGCGUGUUUUUCAUCGCGUACGCGGAACACUCUCUUGGCGUAUCUAUCCGGCAGCGAAGAAUGAGAGAGAGAGAUUAUCUGCUCGCCCGUUCGUGCAGCAGCAGCAGCAGCAGCAGCAGCAGCAGCGCUUGGAAGCUUCACGAACACAUACGCCCGUGGAAGGCGCGCGUACGUCGACGACGCACGCUGGUGCACCAGACCACAGCCAAAGAACCGUCACUGACACCAUGUUGCAAGCAACGGUAUCGUACUUGCCGGAUGCGGAAGCAGAGCCGCGUUCCAGAGUUCGCCAAUACGCAUCCUAUAUCUUUCACCCACAAGAUGCUUUUUGUCUGAGUAUUUUAUGGUCAUCAGAACGAGCACCAGUUGUGAAUCUGCACUACGCUUGA